This is a messenger RNA of Rotaria sp. Silwood1, 262 nucleotides long. The record is from the annotation of a GenBank genome assembly. Lineage: Eukaryota; Metazoa; Rotifera; Eurotatoria; Philodinida; Philodinidae.
AAAAAUUAUAUUGUAAGUUUAAAUUUGUUUCUUUUUUUAAAUUUUUUCAUUAAUUUUUUAGGUUGGUACACGUCUUUUAUUAAUUCGUGAAAAUUAUGAUAUUAUUUUAUAUGAUGCUCAACAAAAGCGCUCAUUAGCAAAAGUUCGACCAAAAUUAGAUGGUAAAGAUUGUUGGGAAAAAUUAACUUUUAUUUAUUUACAAGAUCAGAUUCCAAUGCUAUUAGGAGAUGUUGAAGAAUGCAUUAAACUUCUUAGACAAUGA